AUGAGGAAUUGUAAAAAAUUAUUGUAUAAUCAUAGUGUUAAAAUUCAAUAUAUUAACUCAAAAGAAGGUAAUGCUAUAGCUAAACAUGAUUAUAAAGAAUUUGAAAAGCAUUUUGGUAUUCAGCAAGAUACUAUAGAUUUUCUGUUACCUUUAUCAAAUCGUUCUAGAGAUUGGAUUAGAAGUCUUCAUCUAUAA
Molecule: messenger RNA, 195 nt
Organism: Funneliformis mosseae
Lineage: Eukaryota; Fungi; Glomeromycota; Glomeromycetes; Glomerales; Glomeraceae
Source: the annotation of a GenBank genome assembly